Molecule: messenger RNA, 2493 nt
Organism: Dujonia railenensis
Lineage: Eukaryota; Fungi; Ascomycota; Pichiomycetes; Serinales; Debaryomycetaceae
Source: the annotation of a GenBank genome assembly
AUGAAACUUGGAAAUAUAAUUCCAAUUGUACUUACAUUAGUGACUGUGAUUUCGGCUACUUCGUUUGACAUUAAUGGGCAGGAACCGAUUUUAAAAGAUGAUGAAAAGCUUGCGGCCCUUGCUGGCGAAAACACACUUCUUUGGGGGCCUUAUAGAUCAUCUUUAUACUUUGGAGUUCGUCCAAGAAUUCCAAGAUCCCUCUUAUCGGGGCUCAUGUGGUUUAAUGCUGACACCUACCAGCUGUUGUCCAACUUUAGACACUUUUAUGAGCAGCAUGAUAAUAUGGCUAAAGCAAAUUGGAUUGAGUAUGAUCCAAGAAUUGGUGGGAAACAGGUAAUUGAAGACUUGGAUUGUCAUAUCACCAUCACAAUUGACUUUAUUAAAAGCGAAGAUGGUAAAUCAUGGGCCGUUAAGGUUCACUCUAAGCCUCACGUUGGCUAUGAACUGGUCACAACUAGUUUCAUCUGGUACAGUGGGUUAGAGACCGAAAAGGGCAUAGAUACUGUAGGUGGCAUCCCAAGUAUGGAAGAUGUAGAUUAUUCUAACCAAGAGGACGGAUACUUGUUCUUGGAAACUCCAAAGAAUGCCAAUGGAUACAAGGGUAACUUGAAACUUUCCGGUGUAAGUGAGAGCUUGGGCCUUUUCUCUAUCGAGAUAAAUGAUGGUCCUAUCACAAACAAACAUCCUAAGAAUGCAAUUGGUAGAUCUGACUUAAAUCCUAGAAAGACACACCACUUAUCAUUGAAAGUUCCUAACGACAAUGUUUGGAAAGCUAAGGAAAUCUUCACUACAAUUAUGCAAGAUUCAAUUAACGAUUUACUUCAAGGUAACCACGAAAAUUUGAGGAACUUCCCUCCACAACAACUAUUUAUAUUGAGAGACUUGCAAAAGUUUGAAGGUAAUCUACAUUUAGUACAAAAGCUAUACGAAGGAGAAUGCGAAUUUGAUAUAGUUUAUAACAGUGGUUUAUCUGAUGAGGUGAUCACCUUUGAAAAUAUCGAUGAGAAGAUUAGCAAUGGUCUAGAAAAGGUCAAUGCCAAGUAUGACAGUCAUUUUCAACCUUUAUCUGCACCAUUUAAUAAAAACCCUAAGUAUGUGAAAUUUGGUAGAGAAAUCUUGUCUGGAUUGCUUGGUGGUUUGACUUACUCAUUCGGAGAACAUUAUGUGGAUAGGAAAACACAAAUCGAUGAAGAAUCAUAUGAAAACUUACAACUUAAGGGUGAGUUAGAAGGACCAUACGAACUAUUUUCAUUGGCUCCAUCAAGACCCUUCUUUCCAAGAGGAUUCUACUGGGACGAAGGAUUCCACUUAUUGCCACUUUUGAACUAUGACCCUGAGUUGGUUUUGGAAAUCAUUCAAUCGUGGUUUGACUUGAUUGACGAGAAUGGAUGGAUUGCAAGAGAACAAAUCUUGGGAGAUGAGCAGAGAGCAAGAGUUCCUGAAGAAUUCGUUACUCAAAGUCCAGAAAUUGUGAAUCCACCUACUUUAAUGUUGGCAUUUUGUUAUGUUUUGGACAUAGCUGAAAAGUCGAGGGAUGGUGGCACUGGUCUUGAUAUUGAUGAGCCCCAAAUCGUAGAAGAAUUCGGUAAAUUUGGAGAUGACAAAAAACACCUUCCACACUUAUUGAAUUACUCUCGUGAAAUAUAUCCUAAAUUGAAGUCCCACUACUUCAUGUUCCGUAAGACGCAGAUUGGCUACAACGAGGAUUUUGGUCGUGAUUCUUACAAUGAAUUGUAUAGAUGGAGAGGAAGAACUCUUACCCAUUGUUUGGCUAGUGGAUUAGAUGAUUAUCCAAGAACUUUGCCUGCUGAUGUUGCUGAGUUGAACGUCGAUUUACUUUCUUGGAUUGGAGUUAUGACUAAAUCCAUGAAACUGCUUGCUAAAUUACUAGACUAUCAAGAGGAUUUAGAAUUGUAUCAGGGGUAUGAAGAAGAGAUCGUAAAGAACUUGGAAGAGAUACACUGGUCAAAGGAAGAUAAAGCAUAUUGUGAUGUCUCAGUAGAUGAAGAUGAUGAAAAUAUAUAUGCUUGCUUUAAGGGCUAUAUUUCACUUUUCCCGUUUUUGACUAAGUUAACCCCUGCAGAUGAUGUCGAUAAAUUGGAACAUAUAGUUGCACUCUUAAGUGAUCCAGAGGAACUAUGGUCUCCAUAUGGUAUUAGAUCUCUCUCUAAAUCUGAUGAGUUGUAUAGAUCAGGAGAGAAUUACUGGAGGUCCCCAAUUUGGUUAAAUAUUAAUUAUCUUGUCUUAGAAUCCUUGCAAUAUUAUCAGGCAGCAUCUAAGGAAUACCUUAGCAAAGAUUUGAAGGCUAAGGUUUCGGAAACGUAUGAGCAAUUAAGAUUGAACUUGGUCAACAAUGCUUACAAUGAAUGGGAAAGGACUGGGUUCGUUUGGGAGCAGUAUGAUGAUGAAACUGGAUCUUCUAAGGGAGCAAAGAACUUUUUAGGAUGGAGUUCAACGAUUUUACUUAUGAUGAAAAUGCCUUCAACUAUUUAG